This is a messenger RNA of Sphenostylis stenocarpa, 1332 nucleotides long. The record is from the annotation of a GenBank genome assembly. NCBI's taxonomy places the organism in Eukaryota, Viridiplantae, Streptophyta, Magnoliopsida, Fabales, Fabaceae.
AUGGGGCGGUGGAGAAAGUGGAAUGGGGCGGCCCAGUGUGGAAGUGGGCCAGAAGGAAGAAGAGAGACGCUCGCCCCGAGCAAGGUUUCUCGAAAACAAAAGCGCAUGGAAAGAGGGAAGAUUGCGUCUCCACCUUCCCCAUGCUUAUCAUGUGCUCCUCCCCUCACUAACACUUCACAACACAACCCUUCUCUUCUCUCUCACACACCAACCACCAUGUUGCCCUGCGAUUACUGCCACUCCAAACCCGCCUUACUCUUCUGCAGACCCGACUCCGCCAAACUCUGUCUCCUCUGCGACCACCACGUCCAUGCUGCCAACGCCCUCUCCCUCAAGCACCUCCGCUUCCAGAUUUGCGAAACCUGCAACGCCGACAACGCCGCCGUCAGCUGCUCCUCCCACAACCUCCUCCUCUGCCACAGCUGCGACCUCGACGCGCACGCCCCCGCCCCCGCCUCCCUCCACCAUCGCCACCGCCUCCGCGGUCUCUCCGGCUGCCCCUCCGUCCCCGAGAUUGCCUCCACCCUCGGCCUCGAUCUCCGGCGCCGCCAUGCCAAGUGCCGCCACGAGGUCUACGAGCAGGUCCUCGAAGUCGCACGCACGAGGAACGAGGGCGAGUUUGCUCCUGCUGAAAGCUUGGAACUCAGGUUCGACUCCGAAAACGACGUUGUCGAUGAGAUGCUGCUGCAGCAGACGCCAUUCACGUCCUUGCUCGGGAUGUCCGAUUCUCAAUCUGAAUUUGACGCCGCCAAAAGUAACAAUAACGGCUACGGAGCCCAAGAAGGAGAUCUUCUCUGGAGUUUUGAUCCCAACUAUCAGCCUCCUCAGGUGUGGGAUUUUCAAUUACAGAAAUCAAGAGAUUGUGAUGAACCAAGACUGGUGACAUUUGAUGGUCUAGAAGUUCCAAAAUCAUUUCAGGAUGUACACAAUAUGAAUUACUCGACCAUCGGUGAUGAUAUUUUAUCAAGAAAUAACCAAUCGGAUCAGUCAUCAUCAAGCCACGCAAAGAAGAAAGAAGAAAGCAACAAGAAAGCUAGAGGUGGGUUAUCAUCAGAGUCGAAACUGUUAGAAUCCAUACCUUACAGUGCCACCAACAAUGUCGUAGUCAUGGAACAUCUUGUGGGUGGGAAUGACAAUGUCAGCACCUUAAAAGCCAGGGUGAGCUUGGAAGAGUUGGCUAAGAAUAGAGGUGAUGCAAUGUUACGCUACAAGGAGAAGAAGAAAACUCGACGGUACGAUAAGCACAUUCGGUAUGAAUCAAGAAAGGCCAGGGCUGAUACUAGAAAAAGGGUGAGAGGGAGAUUUGUGAAGGCAAGUGAUGUUGAAGCAUGA